Scomber japonicus (chub mackerel) is the source of this 1316-nucleotide messenger RNA. RefSeq names its product tumor suppressor 2, mitochondrial calcium regulator b (gene tusc2b). NCBI's taxonomy places the organism in Eukaryota, Metazoa, Chordata, Actinopteri, Scombriformes, Scombridae. Gene Ontology annotation, biological process: regulation of mitochondrial membrane potential; inflammatory response. The coding region runs from base 244 to 579 and encodes 111 amino acids. The transcript is spliced from 4 exons. Gene Ontology annotation, cellular component: mitochondrion. The record is from RefSeq and is a predicted model, not a curated record.
CGUCUAGCAUUACUUAGCAUAAACAGCUAGCUGGACGUGUGUGUGAGUGUUUUCAGGCGUUUGCCUGUACAGAUUUAGCAAGCCAAAAUCAUCAAAGCCUAUUUUAAUACCCGUGAACAGAUCAAAAUCCACUAUCGUUUUCCUAGGUGUCAUAUCCUGAAUGGUUGCAUUCAUCUAGUCCAGUAACACUGUAGCACUUCUGGAAGUCUUGUGACCCGAGAAAAUAAUGUGCUGCAGCUGAAGAUGGGUGGUAGCGGCUCCAAAUCCAAAGGAUUUUGGCCUUUUUCUGGCUCAGGUAGUGUGGACGAUCCAACCAAAGAUGGAAAUGAGCAGCCACUGACGAGAGUUCGAAGUUACCCAGGUGCAACACCUUUUGUGUUUGCUAGACGAAGCUCUAUGUACUUUGACGAAGACGGUGACUUGGCCCACGAGUUCUAUGAGGAAACAAUUGUGACAAAAAAUGGACGUAAAAAAGCAAAGCUGAAGAGGAUUCAAAAGAAUUUAACACCUCAGGGAAUUAUAAAGCUGGACCACCCUUGUAUCCACGUAGAUUUCCCAGUUGUCCUCUGUGAAGCCUGAUGAUGCCUGAGCAGUGUUUCAGACUUGCCAUUGUGUCAACUCCGUCCUGUGGUUUCCCCUACAGCUGGAUUCCAGAACCACCUUUUAAAAUAACAUGAUCUCUUGAUAUAUACAAUGCCCUUAUGUGGACAGGCUGAUGCAAUGUGUGCCGAGCCUCUGCAUGUGAUCUGUUUUUGGCUUGUGUGCAGUUAGACACAGUAUAGUCACCUAUGGGGGUCUAGAAGGGUGCCAAGUUGGCAAACAUACUCAGUUUACAGAUCAUGGUUUGUGUGCAUGUAAGCGUGUAUGUGUGUGCAGACAUGGGAUGAAAUGUGGCAGAGUCCUGAAUUUAUUGCUGCAGAUAAUUUUCUGGUAUGAUCCAUAGGACUCUAGGAGUUUAAGGAGAUUGUAACCAGCUCUCCCCCCCCCCCCCCUGUCACAGUCAUAUCUAGAGCGGGAACGUUUUUUGACACCAUCAUGACUUGAUUUAUUAUGCAUGGAAAAGGAUCUUCUUAUUGGUAAUAGCCUAGGGAGUUGACAAUCAGUGGCCUACAAAAUAAAAAGUGGAUAAUGUCAUAUUAUAAUGUCGGAUGGACUGGCUUCGAUGACCACGGUGUGACCAGACCUCAGAGCCACACAUGUACACAGCAGCAGUGAGUCUUAUAAGAGAUCCUGUUGUUUCUGUUGCUGCUUUGGCAUACUAUGUUUCACUUUUAAUUUAUUAUAACUGUUUUUUAAUUACAAUUUGAAAUGCUGAA